GCGACAGCAGUGUGCGUCUUCAUGCGUUUAUCGUAACACGCAGUUAGACCGUCUUGGUUAAACAGGAACUCAAGGAAGCGAGGAUAUCCCCUGUUGCGGGUCCUGCGAAAAAGCUUUCACCACGGCGAGACCGGCCAUGAUGUCGGCCGGACCAAUUAUGGCCACUCAUUGUAAAGAUGCGAACGGCUAAUAACAACGUGCACAUUUGGACAUCUUGGACACCCGGAUUGCACAGCAUGGAGAUGAAAGGGGACCUCACCCAACCAAUGCUGAACGUCGCUGUGGAGAUCUACAAACGGCAACCAAGCCGCAACGUUUUUUUUUCACCCUUCAGUAUCGUAGCUGCACUGUCUAUGAUUCUACCGGGAACACGAGGCGACACAGCCAAGCAGAUCGCCGCUACACUGCACAUACAAGAAGACACUCACAAGGCUUUCUCGCAGCUUCUGAAAUCCUUGCAGAGAUAUGCGCGCGAUAUCACACUAAAGAUUGCCACUCGCAUCUACGCUCUUGAGAGCUUAAAGCCGUUGGAUGAUUUUUGCGCUUUCCUCAAGGACUGUUACUCCACUUCUAUAGAGUCUGUGGACUUUGGUGACGACGCUGUUCGUCGUGAGAUCAAUGCCUGGGUUGAACAGGUCACCAACGGCAAGAUUAAAGACCUCCUGCUUCCAGGUGCAGUGAGUUGCUCUACCGUGCUUAUCCUCGUGAACGCCGUGUACUUCAAAGGUGCCUGGCGAAAAAGCUUCGAAGAAUGCGAUACCACAUCAAUGGAUUUUCACACAACGUCUUCCACUACAAAGGUGGUGAAAAUGAUGUUCCGGAAUGGAUGCUUCAAGAUGGCAUAUAACAAGGAACUGAAGGCCAAUGCUUUGCAACUACCGUACAGCGGAAACGCGGCUUUCAUGAUCGUUCUGCUGCCGGACAACAUCGAUGGCUUGAAAUUCCUCCAAGAACGCGUAACGCCCCAAAAUCUAUCGUUCACGCUACGCGUGAUGAAAAUGAAAGAAGAUGUGGACUUGUAUUUACCCAAGUUCAAAGUGGAGCAGACAAUGGAGCUCAAGAAGGUACUUAUGGACUUGGGUGUCAAAGACCUGUUCGAAUGCUCGGCAGACCUGACAGGGAUCACGGAGCGGAGUGGAGUCAGGUUCUCUGACGUCGUGCACAAGGCAUUUGUUGAUGUCAACGAAGAAGGCACUGAAGCAGCAGCGGCUACGUCCAUGGUGAUGACCGACAGCUUGCCGAUUGCCGGAGAUGAACCGAAGGUCUUUAAGGUGGACCAUCCUUUCAUGUUUUUGAUUAUGGCAGGAGAUGUGGUCCUUUUCGUCGGUUCCCUGAGCGACCCGGAAUAGAUGGCAGUGAUGUGACAGCAAGAGUAGUAUGCGUUAGCGCAGUAAUAGAUUUAUUGCGAUUUCGCCCACGGCAACGGGUCCUCAGCAGUGGCCGCUUGCACAAUAUAGAUCACUCCCGCGACGCCCACGUAUACGGGCCGAUUCUCCCUCCGUACCCCCUCCCACGCGCACCAUCAUACAAAAAAUAGACAUACACAGUUGUACGUUCGAUAUUUUUUAUUAUAGUAAUGGAACUGAAUUCACACAUGCAAGUAUCUUUUCCCAAUUCACACAGAUAGGUAUAGCAACAUGUUGCUACAAGUGAUAGCGAGCAUUAAUUACAUACAAUCAUAGCGAGCAAAAUCAUAGCAUAUCAUAAACGUUUCUUUUUGCUAUCAAUAUGAUUAUAUCAACUGAUAUCAGAAGAACAAAAUCAAAGCGAACCAUAAUUAUUCUUCCUGGCGUAUCAUAAACGUGUCUUACACACGCUAAUUUUGUACUAUGUUAAUGUCUCAGGAUCUGUAACGAAAGACAGCAAUAAUUAUUUCUAUCUUGGACAUUUCUUACACCCACUACAAAUUUUCAAUCGAAAUGUGAGGGUGACAGAAUCAUACCGAUCGAUAUAAUUAUAUGGGGUGUUAUAAUUUAUAAGUUAUAACACACCAUAACUAUUAAUCAAAAUCAGAAUCAAAGUAGGAAAGCACUAAUUUCACAACACUCACCUGAAAUCAGAAAGACAGAACCAAAGGGAACAAUACUUGAAUUCACACAAAACCAACUGCAGCGUUCGAUUAAAACAGUGCUCAGUGGCGCACGUAUCCCCCUUACGCCAUCCGCAGCCACAUGGGCGAAGAAGCAACUUAAAGAAACGCCGCCUCUAUGCACAUGCUUGCAAAGCGUUUCAUCCUAUAUCCGCAUGCGUUGGACACAGUUUUUAAAGAAAGGAGAGAUUGUUAACAAAUAGAACGACUUUAAAAUUUUAUACUAAUGUGACCACCAUUCUGUGCACUAAGGUCGGAGUAUGCUCAACCUUCUUUAUGCUCAACCAAUAUUGUUUUUUGAAAUUGGCGGUCGUCGAAGUACUGUUUCAAUUCGUCGAAGUACGAAUUUCAUCUGUUCAUGUUCCCAGGCACCCUGAGGCUUGUGCUUGUCCAUUUGUACAUCCCAGCCUCAGAACUAUUACUUUCCAUAAUACUGUUUGUUACAGAUUUGAAAAUAUUUUAUUAAUGACAAUGGUGCUGGGAAGAAUGCCAAUCACACUUGUAAAAAGAAAGUUUUUCGAUUGGUGCACCCGUUCGUGAAUUAUUUAGCCCGGAGAUUUAACUGAGACACCCUGGGAUGGGGCCCUUCAAAGCCACCAUGCGUUGCUUUUUUCACACACCCUGUGUUAAUUACUGUAAAUGGAAUAAAUAAAUAAAGUGUGCUCUCUGA
Molecule: messenger RNA, 2759 nt
Organism: Ornithodoros turicata
Lineage: Eukaryota; Metazoa; Arthropoda; Arachnida; Ixodida; Argasidae
Product: serpin B3-like
Exons: 3
Coding region: 177-1349 (390 amino acids)
Molecular function (GO): serine-type endopeptidase inhibitor activity
Source: RefSeq, a predicted model, not a curated record